AUGAAUGCCCAACUCCUAAAACCAUUUCUCAAAGAAGAAAUGGAAGAAGCCAUCAAACAGAUGAAGCCCAUCUCAGCCCCAGGUCCUGACGUCUUAGCAAAUAGACUUAAAGUCAUUCUGCUUGCUGUUGUGUUUGAGAAUCAAAGUGCCUUCCAAGCAGGAAGGGCUAUCAUGGACAAUAUCUUUAUGGCCUUUGAAACUCUCCAUUACUUAAAACACCAUCAUAAUGGUAAGACGGGUUUCACGGCUUUGAAAUUGGACAUGAGCAAGGCCUAUGACCGGGUUGAAUGGAGUUAUCUCGAAACUAUUAUGAAAAGAACAGGUUUUGCUGAGAGAUGGGUUAAUUUGAUUUUGAAGUGCAUUACAACAGCAACGAAAGUUGGGCAGAUCCAGGGUGUUUCUACUUACAAAAAGGGUCCCAAAUUGACUCAUCUCUUCUUUGCGGACGAUAGCGUGGUGUUUUGUAGAGCUUCCCUUGAUGAAUGUAAGAAAAUUCAGGCAUUGUUGGAUUGUUAUGAGAAGGCAUCGGGGCAGAAGCUGAACAAGAACAAGACCGAUUUAUUUUUCAGCAAAUCCAUCCCUGUCGUCGUCCUGGACCAGAUUAAAGAAUCACUUGGGGUGCAAGAGAUCAAACAAUAUGAAAAGUACCUAGGACUUCCAUCUCUAGUAGGUAGAAACAAGAAAGCAAGCUUACUCUACAUUAAAGAGAGGGUUGUGGCAAAGCUUCAGGGAUGGAAUGAGCAACUGCUUUCUCAAGCAGAGCAGGAAAUUCUCCUCAAAGCAGUAGUCCAGGCAAUCCCUACCUAUGCAAUGAGCUGCUUCAAACUCCUGAUCUCCCUUUGCAAUGAUAUUGAGGCUUUGAUUAGGAAAUUCUGGUGGGGGGCAAAGAGUUGGCUCCCUAACCCUCAUAACAAGCAAGUGGUGUCGCCAAGGGACUUCCUCGGCAGUGACACCUUAGUCUCUGUUCUAAUUGUCAAGGACCAACUUGGCUGGGUUAAUGAUGCAAUCAACAACAUCUUCCUGCCCCACAAAGCAUCUUUAAUCAAGUCGAUCCCACUCUACCUUAAUGACUGUGAAGAUAAGAUUUUUUGGCCUCAUAAUGUCGAUGGCUCCUACUCAGUUAGAUCUGGCUACAGACUCCUCUUGAAGGAAGAUAUGAGAGGCUCACCUUUAGUGUCAGAUUUGUCUCCCACUAAGAGAAUAUGGAAGGGUAUUUGGAGCUUAAAAGUUCCCAACAGAGUCAAAACACUCAUCUGGAGGGCCGGGACAGAUUCCCUUCCUUCAUAA
Molecule: messenger RNA, 1287 nt
Organism: Quercus lobata
Lineage: Eukaryota; Viridiplantae; Streptophyta; Magnoliopsida; Fagales; Fagaceae
Exons: 4
Coding region: 1-1287 (428 amino acids)
Source: RefSeq, a predicted model, not a curated record